Messenger RNA from Dipodomys spectabilis (banner-tailed kangaroo rat), 1767 nucleotides. RefSeq names its product phosphatidylinositol glycan anchor biosynthesis class S (gene Pigs). Lineage: Eukaryota; Metazoa; Chordata; Mammalia; Rodentia; Heteromyidae. Gene Ontology annotation, biological process: attachment of GPI anchor to protein. Gene Ontology annotation, cellular component: GPI-anchor transamidase complex. Bases 22 to 1698 code for a protein of 558 amino acids. The transcript is spliced from 12 exons. The record is from RefSeq and is a predicted model, not a curated record.
CCUGAGUAGCCGGAAGCGAGCAUGGCGGCCGCCGGGGCCGCGGGGGCCGCGGCUACGGAUCUAGAGGUGAUCCGGGGCAAACGCGCCGCCCUCUUCUUCGCUGCGGUUGCCAUCCCGCUGGGACUGCCGCUGUGGUGGAAGACCACGGAGACGUACCGGGCCCCUCUGCCUUAUGCCGAGAUCAGUGGGCUGAACGCCCUGCAGCUACGGCUCAAGGUGCCAGUUACUGUGGUGUUUACCCGGGAUUCAGUGCCUCUGGACGACCAGGAGAAGCUACCUUUCACGGUUGUGCACGAAAGAGAGAUCCCUCUGAAAUACAAAAUGAAAAUCAAAUGCCGUUUCCAGAAGGCCUAUCGGAGAGCUUUGGACUAUGAGGAGGAAGCCCUAUCAUUGAGCAGUGUGCAUGAGGCAAAAGCCAUGUUAGCCGAGCCUCAGGACCAAGCAGAGGGCUCCCUGACUGUGUAUGUGAUCUCUGAAAACUCUUCACUCCUUCCCCAGGACAUGAUGAGCUACAUUGGGCCUGAGAGGACAGCAGUUGUACGGGGGAUAAUGCACCACGAGGCUUUUAACAUCAUUGGCCGUCGUGUGAUCCAAGUAGCCCAGGCCAUGUCUUUGACUGAGGAUGUGCUUGCUGCUGCUCUAGCUGACCAUCUUCCAGAGAACAAGUGGAGCUCUGAUAACAGGCGGCCUCUCAAGUCCAGCUUGGGGUAUGAGAUCACCUUCAGUUUACUCAAUCCAGACCCCAAAUCCCAUGAUGUCCACUGGGACAUAGAGGGGGCUGUCCAGCGCUAUGUGCAGCCCUUCCUGAAUGCCCUCAGUGCUGUUGGCAACUUCUCUGUGGACUCCCAGAUCCUUUACUAUGCCGUGUUGGGGGUAAACCCUCGCUUUGACCCAGCCUCAUCCAGCUACUACUUGGGCAUAAAUAGCCUCCCCCAUGUGAUUAACCCUGUAGAGUCCCGUCUGGGAUCCAGUGCUGCCUCCUUGUAUCCUGUGCUCAACUUCCUACUCUAUGUGCCUGAGCUGGUCCACUCCCCGCUAUACAUUCAGAACAAAAAUGGGGUUCCAAUGCCUACAAACGCCUUCCACAGUCCCCGCUGGGGUGGCAUUAUGGUAUAUAAUGUUGACCCCCAAACCUAUAAUGCCUCUGAGCUGCCAGUGAGAGUGGAGGUGGACAUGGUGCAAGUGAUGGAAGUGUUCCUGGCUCAGUUGCGGCUGCUCUUUGGGAUUGCUCAGCCCAAGGUGCCUCCAAAAUGUCUUCUUUCAGAGUUUAAGAGUGAAGGACUAAUGACUUGGGAGCUCGACCGGCUGCUCUGGGCUCGGUCAGUGGAGAAUCUGGCCACAGCCACCACCACCCUCACCUCCUUGGCUCAGCUUCUGGGCAAGAUCAGCAACAUUGUCAUCAAGGAUGAUGUGGCGUCUGAGGUGUAUAAGGCUGUGGCUGCAGUCCAGAAGGCAGCAGAGGAGUUGGCCUCUGGGCACUUGUCAUCUGCCUUUGUCGCCAGCCAAGAAGCAGUGACAUCCUCUGAAUGUGCCUUUUUUGAUCCUUCACUCCUCCACCUCCUCUAUUUCCCUGAUGACCAGAAAUUUGCCAUCUACAUCCCACUCUUCUUACCUAUGGCUGUGCCCAUCCUCCUGUCACUGGUCAAGAUAUUCCUGGAGACCCGGAAGUCCUGGAAAAAGCCUGAGAAGAUAGACUGAGAGGGAAGCAUCUUAGUAGAAAGCCUUCCUUUCUGGCCAGUGUGGGAGGUGGUGGGUUGAGAAGCAUCU